CAGAGGAGGAAAUAAUGACUCAGAAGUGGAGCAACUUUCCUAAGGUCAUACAAGCAAACAGAACACAUCCCUCACGUCUUAUGAAAAGAAAUCUCACUAUGGGUGCAGCUUUUUGUUAGAACACAUAAUUUCCUCUUUAGGGCUCCAUUCUAAAUAUUUUAAUUAUAUGAUCAUAUUAUGAGAGUCUCAAAUGUUGGUUUACAAACAUUAAUCACAAACACUCAAGUCACACAGUUCCCUUGCAUUUCAAAGUCUAAGUUCUGUUAAAGCAGUACAUUUCUCCGUCAUUUUGCGGCUUAUUGCUACUUCCGGAACCAGCUAUUGAUAAACUUCCUCUUUUACAGAAAGUAUUUCAGUUUGCUAGAGGAUCAUUUUUAAUCUGACUUGAAUCAUCCCUUUUACUUUGUUAGCCAAAUCAUCAAAAUGUCCAGUUAGAACAAGAAUUUAGCAUUCUGCAAAAGAAGUUAGCAGCUGAGGAGGAGGAACAUUCUGAAAUGGAUCCCAGCUAUUUCAUCUUAAUGUUGUUUUGUGGACACCUGGAAAACACCUUUUCCUCAAAGACAGAGGAAGGUACAACAAAGUUGCAGCCACAGCCUACCUCAUUUAGAUCAUCAAUGUCAUAUACCUUAGCUGAUUCUCAAAACCCAACAGGGACACCUUUGGGUCAACCAACACAAUUCAACAACAUUUCUUCUGGGCAGCUAACAUCAUCUGGGAAAGUUGCACCUGGACAAUCAAUGCCAGCUGUCCAUGCCACUUCUGGGAAACCAUCCACACAUACUUCUGCUGGACGACCACUUGCCUCUAUCACCACCAAACCACCAAUACCAAUGAUCAACACCUCUUCCCAACAAACUGCAUUACCUGUGCUCACUUCUGCCAGACAAACACCACCAUCUACCCCUACUUCUACCAGAAAACCACCAAUAUCUGUCUAUACUUCCACACAACAACUAUCAUUAUCUGUCCACACUCCUAGAAAAAGAGAACCAACAUCAACUGUCAAAAAUUCUCUUAACAAAACACCAGGAUUCAUCUUUGAAACUACCACUAGCAAAACAAUCCCACAUUCUAAUUCAGUAGCUGCCAUAUUAAUUGGUGUAAUUCUGAUCUCUAUGUUGGCAGCUAUAAUCAUGAUUGCACUAUGGAAAUGCCUGAGAAAACCAGUUUUAAGUGAUCAAAAUUGGGCAGGUAGGUCUCCAUUUGCUGAUGGAGAAACCCCAGACAUAUGUAUGGAUAACAUUAGAGAAAAUGAAGUAUCCACAAAACGUACAUCAAUUGUUUCACUUAUGACCUGGAAACCAAGCAAAAGCACACUGUUAGCAGAUGACUUAGAAAUUCAGUUGUUUGAAUCAAGUGAAAACAUUGAGGAUUCCAACAAUUCCAAAACACAGGAAGUUAAAGAUCAAGGACAUGGUACAUCAGAGGAUAGUGCAGACAGAUCAACAAUUGGCACGGCUGUUUCUUCUGCAGAAGAUGCAGAUCUGCCUCCACCACCUCCCCUUCUUGAUUUGGAAGGACAAGAGAGUAACCAAUCUGAAAAACCCACAAUGAUAAUCGAAUUUUCUCUUCCAAAUGAUUCUACCAGUCUCCCUCCAUCUCUGGAUUGUCUCGAUCAAGGCUGUGAAGAUCAUAAAACUGAGAUCAAACAGUCAUUUCCACCUCCUCUUGACUCACUUAACUUGCCCCCGCCACCAGCAGAUCUUAUGAAAAAUCAAGAAGAAUUCAACACUGAGAUCCAGAGUGAGGAGUUCUCUAUUCCUCCUGCCUCUGAUCAAGAUCUUAAUGAAUCCCUGCCUCCGCCACCUGCAGAACUGUUGUAAAUUUAUUACAAAGGGCUUUUAAGCUGAUCUUUCUUUCUUUAAUGACUCCAUCUUUUGUUUUUCUUCAUAUAAUGAGAUAAAUAAAAUGGCAACAGGUAGCCAAAUUUAAUUUUUACUCAAGAACUGUCUGAAAUCUGCUCAAAGCCCAUGUGCAUAAGUGGAACUUUUUUAAAAAACAGUUAUUAAAUAGUGAUCUAUUUACUAGUUAUAGUACCUGUCUUUAAAAUAAGAGUACAUUUUACUUAUGUGGAUGGUAUGUAUGUCAAUAAUAUAACCAUUCUGA
Molecule: messenger RNA, 2106 nt
Organism: Otolemur garnettii (small-eared galago)
Lineage: Eukaryota; Metazoa; Chordata; Mammalia; Primates; Galagidae
Gene: EVI2B
Product: ecotropic viral integration site 2B
Exons: 2
Coding region: 495-1823 (442 amino acids)
Biological process (GO): regulation of stem cell division; positive regulation of neutrophil differentiation
Source: RefSeq, a predicted model, not a curated record